CGAAUCUGACGUAAGCAAAAUGAACUGGAUCCGUCUUGUCUCGUUACAUACAACGUAUGACCGGCAACUUUACAACCUCGCCAUUAAAUUGACUUCGUACCAACUCCCCUUUUAGAUUCCCUCUUAUAGCUUAUAAGAUUCGUUGAAGCUAGUAUUUUGCAAUAAGCUUCCAGCACCCGCACUAAGAAGUUCCUAGUUUGACUAAAUUUCAAUAAGAUUCAAUAGUUUCGCCCAUCCUCAGCUGUUCCCGCAUUCAAGGCACGAUGAGUCGUUGGUCUCAAUACGAUACCGACGAGGAACGUCUACCUGAGGGUAUGCAACGCAUCGGCUACGAUGCCGACACCCAGACGUAUACAUUUCGCGACCGCGACGGCAGCAUUUGGGAGAGCGCUCCGGGUAAUCAGUAUGGCCAACUCCAUCGCGUCAACACGACAUUCCCACCUUACGGCGAUGAUGCACACGAUGAUACCGAGCCACUGCAGGAGCCGACCGAAAACACUUCAUGGCGACAUGAGAUGGGGCCUCUACUUAAUUGGUUCUUACUAGUUGGCCUAUUCCUGCUCUUUAUCUUCUGGUUCAUUGGCGGCGCGACUAAACGGGUCGCCCCGACUACAUGCCGCGACCACAGCAGCCCGUACAAAAUCAAGUCGGGCGACAGCUGCUGGGCAAUCGCCGAGGAGCAUCGUGUUCCGUUGGAUUCUCUCCUGCAAGAGAAUCAGGGUCUUGAUUGCGACAAGCUGGCCCCUGGUAAUACCCUUUGUAUUCCAAGGGUCUAAACUGCAUAGCUACACAAGGUUGCAGGGUCUUCUUGUUGUUCCAGGGCCCUUGGCACAGCAGCAUCUUGUGGGCUUUCGUUGCUGGGAUCAAAUCAAUUGCUCUAUCAGCUUGUGUCAGCCGCACAGGUAGCGGUGCUGCCCACCUAAGGGGAUGCAUAUUCUCUACGA
Annulohypoxylon truncatum is the source of this 944-nucleotide messenger RNA. RefSeq names its product carbohydrate-binding module family 50 protein. The record is from RefSeq and is a predicted model, not a curated record. Lineage: Eukaryota; Fungi; Ascomycota; Sordariomycetes; Xylariales; Hypoxylaceae. The coding region runs from base 264 to 776 and encodes 170 amino acids. The transcript has a single exon.